Molecule: messenger RNA, 1224 nt
Organism: Morus notabilis
Lineage: Eukaryota; Viridiplantae; Streptophyta; Magnoliopsida; Rosales; Moraceae
Product: amino acid transporter AVT1I
Exons: 3
Coding region: 1-1224 (407 amino acids)
Cellular component (GO): plasma membrane
Source: RefSeq, a predicted model, not a curated record
AUGGAGAUCAACCAAAACCAGCUCUCACAAUUACCAGAGGAACCAACCAAAGGAACCACAAUCCUCAGAACUUGUUUCAAUGGAAUCAAUGCUUUAUCAGGUGUGGGACUACUAUCAAUUCCUUAUGCACUUUCCCAAGGAGGGUGGCUAAGUUUAGCUCUCCUUUUCUCAGUAGCCAUCCUCUGUUGGUACACAGGGCUGCUUCUCAAGCGAUGCAUGGACUCAAACCCACUCAUCAAAACCUACCCGGAUAUCGGCGAGGCCGCCUUCGGACGCAAAGGACGAGCCGUGAUAUCCGUCUUCAUGUACAUAGAGCUGUUCCUAGUUGCCGUCGAGUUUCUCAUACUAGAAGGUGACAACUUGGACAAGUUGUUCCCCAACACAAGCUUGAGAAUUGGAGGCCUGAAAAUGAAAGGUCAGAGAGGUUUCAUGCUUCUGACUGCGCUUGUGAUAUUGCCAACAACGUGGCUGAGGAGUUUGGGAGUGUUGGCCUAUGUGUCCGCUGGUGGGGUCCUCGCUUCGGUGUUUGUGGUGGGGUGUGUUCUGUGGGCUGGUGCUUUUGAUGGCGUUGGAUUCCAUCAAGGAGAUGAGAUUUUGAAGCUCGGAGGAAUUCCCACCACUAUAAGCUUGUUUGUUUUCUGUUAUUGUGGCCAUGCAGUUUUUCCCACUUUGUGCAAUUCCAUGAAGGAUAGAACCCAAUUUUCAAAGGUACUAGUGGUAUGCUUUAUCACAAGCACAAUCAACUAUGGAUCAAUGGCCGUCCUAGGCUACUUGAUGUUUGGAGAUUACCUCAAGUCUCAAGUGACAUUAAAUCUUCCUAUAGGAAAAAUCAGUAGUAAGAUAGCAAUUUACACCACACUAAUCAAUCCUCUUACCAAGUAUGCAGUUAUAAUUGCUCCUAUUGUCACUGCCAUUGAGGACACGUACCCUUUCCGCAACAUUAACCGAUGUGUUAGCAUCCUAAUUAGAACACUAAUUGUGUUCAGCACUGUAAUUGUGGCUCUAAUCGUCCCCUUUUUUGGCUACGUAAUGGCAUUCAUCGGCGCGUUUCUGAGUGUUACCGUGUCAAUGCUGUUGCCCUGCUUGUUCUACCUUAAGAUUAACAAAGCUGCUCGGAGUUUCGGGUUUGAAUUGACAAUGAUCAUGGGAAUUGUGGUGACGGGGUCUUUUGUUGGUGUAAUUGGUACUUACAUGUCCUUGAAACAAAUUGUAAACCAUCUAUAA